AUGCAAAUAGAAAGGCCAUCCCUUCUCUUCCUCUGCUUGAGUUUUCUGUUGGUGCAGUCAUGCAUGUUUCAGCUGUCUCAAUCGACUUUCAGUAACUUUACUGAUCGAUUAGCUCUCAUUACCUUCAAAUCCAAUCUCAGUUCUAGUCCAAACCAAACUGUCCUGGCUGCUAACUGGUCCACAGCAACCAACUUCUGCAACUGGAUUGGGGUCUCGUGUAGCCGGCGCAGGCAAAGAGUCACCGCUUUGGACCUUUCCUACAUGGCCUCCAAGGCAGCAUUUCUCCUCACAUUGCUUCAAAAAAUAGAGCUUAGCACGAACCAUCUUGUGGGUGCCAUUCCGUCGACCCUCGGCAAUAUUUCUUCGUUAGAGUACUUGAAUCUGCAAUUCAACAGCCUCACUGGUCCACUUCCUUUUGCCAUCUUUAACAUAUCCUCUCUAACCAAAAUUGGUCUUACAGAAAAUCAAAUUUUGGGAACUCUUCCAAUGGAUCUGUGCAGCCACUGUCCUAAACUUCAAGAACUUAAUCUUACGGACAAUAAAUUCAGCGGUCGGCUCCCUUCACAGAUGAAUUAUUGCACAGAACUUGUAGUCUUGUCGUUAUCAUACAAUAAAUUUGAUGGGACCAUUCCAAAAGGCUAUGGGAGUUUGGAAAAGCUUAAAUAUCUGGUUCGUGGAGGCAACAACUUAACUGGUAAUAUACCUCCUACCAUAAGUAACUUGUCGAGGUUAGUUGAGUUUGGAAUUGAGAUAAACAACAUUAAAGGAAGCAUUCCCAGUGAUUUAUGGCGUCUUCCAAAUCUGUAUAAAUUGAAUUUUGGAUCCAAUGAUCUCAUUGGGGCAAUCCCCCAAAGCCUUUUCAACAGUUCCUCUCUACGACAACUCCUCUUGACCAAUAAUUCCUUUUAUGGAAAUCUUCCAUUUGAUAAUGGCCUUUCUUGCCCUAAUAUUGAAUAUGUGGUUUUUGGUAUGAACCAAUUUAGUGGUCGGAUCCCAUCAUGUCUUUCAAAUUGUUCCAAGCUUUCCAUUGUAGAUUUUCAUACAAACUUACUCUCUGGGCCAAUACCCACAAGUCUUGGACGCUUAAAAAACCUUGAAGAAAUUUAUCUGAAUAACAAUCAGCUAAUAGCAGAGCCAGAAGAUCAAGAGCUUAAUUUUCUUUCAUCAUUAUCUAAUUGCAGAUAUUUGAAAAUGUUGUCCAUAUCAAAGAAUCCCUUGGAUAUUACUCUUCCUCGUUCCAUUGGAAACUUUUCUGAUUACCUUAAGUCCAUUGUUGCAUCUGAAACCCAAAUAAAGGGUCAUAUUCCUAUGGAAAUCGGUUCCUUGAAAGGCUUGAACUGGCUUCAUUUGAGCAGUAACAAUUUGACAGGAAGCAUACCGUCCACGAUUGGGGGAUUGGAGAGUUUGCAAAGAUUGUAUCUUGAUAUUAAUAAGAUUGAAGGAUUCACUCCAGAAGGCGUAUGUCAGUUAAAGAACAUAGGCGAGUUAGAUCUCUCAACAAACAAAAUCUCUGGAUCCAUCCCAAAUUGCAUGUCAAAUCUCAGUCAUUUGCAAUAUCUAAACCUUAGUGUUAAUAGAUUGGAAUCAUCACUACCAUUAAAUUUAUGGAGCCUUGAAUAUCUACGGGUUUGGACCUUUCAUUGA
Molecule: messenger RNA, 1644 nt
Organism: Alnus glutinosa
Lineage: Eukaryota; Viridiplantae; Streptophyta; Magnoliopsida; Fagales; Betulaceae
Product: LRR receptor-like serine/threonine-protein kinase EFR
Exons: 2
Coding region: 1-1644 (547 amino acids)
Molecular function (GO): protein binding
Source: RefSeq, a predicted model, not a curated record